This is a messenger RNA of Scomber scombrus (Atlantic mackerel), 5556 nucleotides long. It is a transcript of the gene clcn6, whose product is annotated as chloride channel 6. Gene Ontology annotation, biological process: chloride transport; transmembrane transport. The transcript has 23 exons. Gene Ontology annotation, molecular function: voltage-gated chloride channel activity. The record is from RefSeq and is a predicted model, not a curated record. Gene Ontology annotation, cellular component: lysosomal membrane; intracellular membrane-bounded organelle. Bases 1 to 2589 code for a protein of 862 amino acids. NCBI's taxonomy places the organism in Eukaryota, Metazoa, Chordata, Actinopteri, Scombriformes, Scombridae.
AUGGCGUGUUGUGGAAACAAUUUUUGUUGCCAGUGUUGCUGCAGAGAAGGAGAGACACGGACACCAGAAGAACUGACAAUCCUAGGGGAAACCCGAGAUGAAGAAGAUGAGAUUCUACCAAGGAAGGACUAUGAGAGCCUUGAUUAUGACCGCUGUAUCAGCGAGCCUUAUGUGGAGGAUCUGGAAGGGAUGGACAACAAGAAAGCCAAAAAGUAUGAAGCAGUACGGUGGAUCAUGGUGUUCACAAUCGGAGUCACAAUCGGUUUGGUUGGCCUGUUUGUGGAUUUCUUUGUACACCUUUUCACCAAACUCAAGUUUACUUUGGUUGGUGAUUCUAUAGAGAAGUGCAGCGACAAAGGUUGUCUCCCUCUGUCUCUGUUGGAACUCCUGGCAUUCAAUAUGACCUUCGUCUUUAUCGCCAGUGUGCUCGUUCUCAUUGAGCCAGUAGCUGCAGGUUCAGGGAUUCCAGAAAUCAAAAGUUACUUGAAUGGAGUGAAGAUUCCUGGAAUCGUCCGGCUGCGAACCUUCCUGUGCAAGGCUGGUGGAGUUCUGUUUAGUGUAGCUGGAGGUCUGUUUGUGGGGAAAGAAGGUCCAUUGAUACACAGUGGAGCCAUUGUGGGAGCUGGCCUUCCUCAGUUUCAGAGCAUCACUUUUAAGAGGAUCAAACUUGAUUUUCCCUACUUCCGUAGUGACAGGGACAAGCGAGACUUUGUGUCAGCAGGUGCUGCUGCUGGAGUAGCUGCAGCCUUUGGUGCUCCCAUAGGUGGCACCCUCUUCAGCUUGGAGGAGGGCUCCUCUUUCUGGAACCAGGCCCUGACUUGGAAAGUGCUCUUCUGUUCCAUGUCGGCCACUUUCACCCUAAACUUUUUCCGUUCAGGGAUAAACUUCAACAAGUGGGGCUCAUUCCAGCUGCCGGGUCUGCUCAACUUUGGAGAGUUCAAGUGUCUAAAUGGAGAUAAGAACUGCCAUCUGUGGACUGCAGUGGACCUGGCAUUUUUUGUCCUGAUGGGGGUAGUGGGUGGACUGCUGGGGGCACUCUUCAACUGCAUGAACAAGAACCUGGCCAAGUAUCGCAUCAGACACAUUCACCCCAAGGCCAAGUUUAUUAGGGUUCUAGAGAGUCUGCUGGUUGUCAUGGUGACAACAGUGGUGAUAUUUGUGGCUUCCAUGUUAUUGGGUGAAUGUCGUGACCUGUCCUCCCCCACAACCCAUAACAACACACUGUCCGGUAAUGAGGACAUCAACUCAACCAUCCGCCAGUACUUCUGCACCAACAAGACCUACAAUGACAUGGCCACACUGUUCUUUAACCCACAGGAGGCCGCCAUCCACCAGCUCUUCCACCAGGAUGGUACCUUCAGUCCUGUGACUCUGUCAGUGUUCUUCUUGCUGUACUUCCUGUUGGCCUGUUGGACCUACGGUGUGUCAGUACCCAGCGGUCUCUUCGUCCCUUCACUGCUCUGUGGGGCAGCUUUUGGACGUUUGGUUGCCAAUAUCCUUAAAGUGAAAAUGGGAAUGAACGUUUACUCUGGUACCUAUGCUCUCAUUGGAGCUGCUGCAUUCCUCGGAGGCGUGGUCAGGAUGACCAUCAGUCUGACUGUCAUCCUUAUCGAAUCCACAAAUGAAAUCACAUAUGGACUGCCUAUCAUGAUCACUCUGAUGGUUGCAAAGUGGACUGGAGAUUUCUUCAACAAGGGGAUCUAUGACAUCCACAUCCAGCUGAGAGGGGUUCCACUGCUGGAGUGGGAGACUGAGCUUGAGAUGGACAAGCUGACUGCCAGUGAUAUCAUGGAGCCCAACUUGACCUAUGUGUACCCCCACACUCGUGUCCAGUCUCUAGUCAGCAUUCUACGUACCACAGUGUAUCACUCCUUCCCUGUGGUCACUGAAAACCGACAGAACGAAAGGGACUUCAUGAAGGGCAACAUCCUGGUCAGCAACAACAUCCGCUUCAAGAAAUCCAGCGUUGUGUCCCGUGCGGGGGAGCAGCGACGGCGCUGCCAGUCCAUGAAGUCAUACCCAUCCAGCGAGCUGCGGAAUGUUUGUGAUGAGCAGAACGCCAUUGUGGAGCCUGCUGAGGAGGGAGAAGACCUGCUGCAGCAGAUGUUAGAGAGGAGGCAUGCUCCCUACCCCAACCUGUAUCCAGAUCAGUCUCCCAGUGAGGAGUGGACCAUGGAGGAGCGCUUCAGACCACUCACCUUCCACGGCCUUAUCCUGCGCUCUCAGCUGGUCAACCUGCUCAUCAGAGGAGUUUGUUAUGCUGAGAACCAAUCGAGUGCCACUCAACCCAGAUUGUCCUAUGCAGAGAUGACUGAAGAUUAUCCACGUUACCCUGACAUCCAUGACUUGGACCUCACCUUGCUCAACCCCCGCAUGAUAGUGGAUGUUACUCCUUACAUGAACCCGUGUCCCUACACAGUGUCACCCAACACCCGCAUCUCCCAGGUGUUUAACUUGUUCAGGACUAUGGGCCUGCGACACCUACCAGUGGUCAACGCUGUUGGAGAAAUUGUUGGAAUAAUCACAAGACAUAAUUUAACCCACGAAUUCCUUGUGGCCAAACUGCGACAGCACUACAUCACCAUUUGAUUCCAUCUCCUGCCCUCGUUCAGACCUGAACUCUGUUCUGCCUGAUCCUGAUCCUGAUCCUGAUCCUGAUCCUGAGCCUUUUCCUCUGCCCAUUCCUAAUAGAAAAUAGGCAUUCCCAAACAAUACAAUGUAUGCACAACCAUAUAUUCUCUGUGGUACAUUUGGGAAAACAGUUCUCCAGAAAGGGAAAUCUCUCAGUUGUAUUUCACUGGAGUGUCAAAUGUCAGUGUUAAGGAACUGUCAGCCUCUGAUGAUCCACUGACUGCAAUGGUUGUCUGGACUGUGGACACAUAAUGUGUUAAAAGGACCUAAACUACCAGGGUUGUCUGUAUAAAUAACGUUGAAAAAAGUUUUUUUCUAAAUUUGAUAUGGAUCCAUAUCGGAUAAUUCAUGAAUACUUUGACAGAAAUCAAACUGUGAGCAACACGGCUGAUGGGUUGCUUUAACACAAGAAAGCAUUAUGAUUUUAUAGUAUUAAGCCAAAGCAGACUUGUCUGGUCCUUCAGGAAACAUUCAAAAAUAUCUUAAAAGUUGGAAAUAUCUACAAAAGUUAGAAAAUGUUUGUUAAGAAAGUCUUUAAGUCUCAGAAAGUGUCUGUCUCAUAUACGAGUUGGCAUCGGCCUGUCUUUGCAAGCAGCAAAGUUUCAGAAUUGACUAAUGAAUGUCACACUGAAGCAACAUCAAUAACUGUAACUGGACAUUAUGAGUAUUAUUGUAACUUGUUAGAACACCAUUUCAACCACACUUUGUUGACAAAUCAGAGCUAUGUAGGCAGUAUUCAGAACGGAGAAGUAUUCAUCCUACAUAGCUAUCUACCUAGCUACAGUCAUGAAAAAUAUCGACACAUUGGCAAUAUACAGAAAUAAAUUCAUCUUCAAGGGAAACAUUGCUAAUUUUCAACCAGCCUUUUAUUUUUACAAUAUGAGUAGUAUAAACAAAUGACCAGUGGUUAACUUCCCUCCAUAUUGCCUGCACCCAGAGCUCCCUACUCAUUUGCUGGAAUUUGGAGAUCUGGCUUAGACUACAAACUACGUUUCUGCAUUUUCUGUAGUGGUGCCUUUAAGGACUGUCAAAGGCGGGUCUCCCAAAACACUUAACGUCUGUGAUUGUUAAAAGCAGACACACAGAAUAUCAUACUGCUGAAUACUUAGAAAUAUCACCAUAUUUGGAAGAAAACUAGUUUCAUUAUAUGAGGCUGAAUAUUGCCCUGUGAAAACAGAUAAUGAUGUGGAGGAGUAAGCUACCACUACUGGAACUAUGUUAGAGCGGCAGGUGAAAUACAGGCACUGCAGCAGGAUAGUUUUGCAGCAGACUGAAAACUCUGCACCAGAAUAUUAUAUCGGACCUAAAAUCUGAAUACAGAAAAGCGAAUAGCUAUUGUUGUAGGAGCGAUAACUUAAGUCAGGCUGCAUCCAGCUUGAGCUUAAUCCAGGGACCUGCUCCUGGCCUUCAACAAUAGAUAAAGGAAACAGUGUUUGGUUGCAGUUUUUCAUCCCUUCAUCAAUUCCAACAUCCCAAUACAAGCUCAAAUGCAGAGGUGGGAAGUAACAAAGUAUUUGUACUUCAUUACUGUACUUAAGUAGAUUCUUAAGUAGAAAUCAUUUUUCCUUUAAAUCAACAUAUUUCUUCAAUCAUUAUGAGUAACAUCAGCUGCCUCUAGCAGAAGCCACUGCAGUAUAGUGUGUAUGGAUUAUACAUCAGUUCAAAUUUGUUUCAAACUUGAUUUGUGUGAUAAAGUGACAGCUUCAGUGACUUGUUGAUAGUGUUGCUCACAGUUUGAUUUGGUUAGACUUGGUGUAGAUUCUGGGUACGAAAAGCUUCCAAAGUGAACAAUCACUUUUAAAGGUUUCCUUACUACAUUCACGACAACAUAUUUUAACCUUUUGAUUAUGCUUUAUCAUGUUUGUCACUGUAGCACUUUUUUUGUUUUGUUUGUUUGUUGUUGUGGUUUUUAAAAAAAAGCAUUUUCUGAUUAUUUGAAUUGACUGUGUGUAACUGGAAGAUAGGCACUAAAAACAGGUCAGCAUCCAUUCACAACCUGCCUCUAAAAUACACCUCACUAACUCUUGGAGGAGUUUGUUGGUUCAAACCACUUCAGCAGUCUGUAAAUACUUCAGAAUUGUUUUGCACUUAUGAUGUUAAUUUAUGUUUUCACUAUCAUUCAGUCAAUUCAGUGUUAGAAUUGAUCAGGACCAAGGGGACUUGGGUUAUGUUGGUUGUGUUAUUAAGUAGGGAUUUGAAAGGCAACAGCAAAUAUCUUAAUUUCAGUAAAAAUCAAUGUUAUUGUUCUGCUAUUCAUUUUUCAGCAAAAUUGUAUGUUUCUGGUCAAUAGUACAAUUACAUCAUUUCAUUUUCAUUCCUAAAACAAAAUGAGCAAAGGGAAGUAAAAGGAAGUAGAAUUGUACUUUUUGGAGUCCACUGUAUAUCAGAGUAAUGAAUUAUGAGCAACCAUGAUGGCACAUAUAUGUACAUCAAACAUUCCUUAUUGUAUGUUGCUUCUGCUUUAUGUUUUAUUUAAGAGAUUAUUUUUUUAUACAAUUUUAUUUUUAUGAUUUGCUGCCUGUACUGAGAUAGUUUGUCAUUUCUAAAUGGAGCAGGGCCCUCCUGGAUAAUAUGAUUGUUUAUUGUGUAGGCAUUGCUCACUUCUUAUUUUAAGAGAAUUCUUUUAUGUUAUCUAUUGUAAUACUACACAUGGUAUAGUAGGUGUCAUGCAGAGAUGAAUAGAAGCAGUAGGUAGUACGUCCUACUGUGAACAACACCUGAGGGACUGUUUGCCAAAGACUUUGCUUAACAUCUUUUGUCAUAUAUGCAGGUUUAAACAGCACCUCUCUGCUUGUUUAGUCAUUUAUAGUUUCUACCAAGGUAGAUAACUGGCACAAGACAACAAAGCUGCAGCCAUGGAACAAAAAAGCAGAGAGACCUAUGUCUUGUGCCUUUAUAAUUGUUCAAAUAAAGGUCAUUCUGUUA